This is a messenger RNA of Tinamus guttatus (white-throated tinamou), 2401 nucleotides long. Lineage: Eukaryota; Metazoa; Chordata; Aves; Tinamiformes; Tinamidae. The record is from RefSeq and is a predicted model, not a curated record.
GCCUCACAGGCAGCAGCAGAUUUCAGAGGUGCCCCUAAUGGAGGCUGAGGAACAGGAGGAAGAUGCCAACUCCCUCUCAAAGGAUGAAUCUGAGACUAACUCACGUGACUGCCUCCGCUACGUGCCCCUCUGCAUAGCCUUUCUAUUGCUGGUCGGGACUGCCACAGCAACAUGGUAUUUUUUAGACUACAAACCACGGCACCCAGAAACAGCCAUCCUGCAGCUUUACUCUGGCAGCCUCCAGGUUCUCAAUCGCCAGUACACCCCAGAACUCGGGCGGUCAGAGUCCAGGGCCUUCUGGAUAGAGUCAGCUAAGCUUCAAAAGAUGCUGAAGGAACUGAUUGAUGCCACAGAGCUGGGGCGAUAUUACAACUCGAGUACAGUCUACGCCUUUGGGGAGGGGGCUUUGACCUUUUUCUUCUGGUUUGCUCUCCAAAUCCCUGAGAAUCAGCAAAAGGAGAUGACUGCCGAGAGGGUAAAUGCAACACUUCGACAAGAACUCACCACUAGUUUCAACAGCUCAGGCAGCCUGUCCUACCAGACAGAGUACAAGGUCAAUCCUGACUCCCUGGUUCUGCUGGAAUCCAGUGUGAAAGACAUAAUAGUCCUGAAAUCCACUCUGGGUUGCUAUAGAUAUAGCUAUCUCCAGGAAGAUGACGUCUUCAAGCUGGAGGGCCCUGACUAUUUGGCCUCCAGUUGUCUUUGGCAUCUCCAUGUCCUCAAGGGUUACAUGAUCAAGCUACGCCUGGAGUGGACUCUCCCAGAGUGCAGGGAUCGCUUGGCUAUGUAUGAUGCAGCGGGGCCUCUGGAGAAACAUCUCAUCACCUCAAUCUAUGGUUGCAGCCGGCAGGAGCCCGUUGUGGAAGUCCUUUCAUCGGGCUCUGCGAUGUCCAUUGUGUGGAAGAAAGCCAUGUACAGCUAUUAUGACCCCUUCAUCCUCUCUGCACAGGCUGUGCCCCUCAAAGCCUGCAAAGUGAAUAUAACCCUACGGGAAGGCCUGAAGCUGCAGGGGAAGAUUGGCACGCCACACUACCCAAGUUACUAUUCACCCAACACACACUGCACAUGGCACUUGACGGUCCCAUCUCUUGACUAUGGGGUCACCCUGUGGUUUGAUGCCUAUGCGCUCAGCAGACAGAAAUAUGACCUGCCCUGUACCCAAGGCCAGUGGAUAAUUCAAAAUAGAAGGUUGUGUGGCCUGCGGACCCUGCAAGCCUAUGCGGAGCGGAUUCCUGUCACGUCCUCUGCUAACAUCACCAUCACCUUCACCUCUCAGAUCUCCUUAACAGGCCCCGGGGUACAGGCUGCCUACAGUCUGUACAACCAAUCAGACCCCUGUCCUGAGGAGUUCCUGUGUUCUGUGAACGGCUUGUGUGUCCCAGCCUGUGACGGAAUCAAAGAUUGCCCCAAUGGGUUGGAUGAGAGAAACUGUGUGUGCUCUGCAAAGUUCCAGUGCCAGGAGGACAGCACUUGCAUUGAGUUCAGCAAGGUCUGCAAUCAUCAACUGGAUUGCGUCAAUGGGAGUGAUGAAGAGCAGUGUUUUGCAGAUGUUCCCUGUGGGCCUUUUACCUAUCGCUGUGAUGAUGGAACAUGUGUGAAGAAACCCAACCCUCUGUGUGAUGCCAUUGUGGACUGCAAGGACCUGUCUGAUGAGAAGCACUGUGACUGCGGGCUGCAAGCCCCUCUCAGCAGGAUUGUAGGUGGUACUGAUUCUGUGGAAGGAGAAUGGCCGUGGCAAGCCAGCCUGCAAGUUCGAGGACGCCACAUUUGUGGGGGAACACUCAUUGCUGACCGCUGGGUAGUCUCAGCUGCACACUGCUUCCAGGAAGAAAGACUGGCUUCCCCCUCCGUCUGGACCGUUUAUUUGGGCAAGUAUUUGCAAAAUGCCACCAGUCACACAGAGGUGUCCUUCAAGGUGGACCGCCUAUUCCUCCACCCUUAUUAUGAGGAGGACAGCCAUGAUUACGAUGUGGCUCUGCUCCAGCUGGACCAUCCUGUGAUCAGCUCGCCCUUCAUCCAGCCUAUCUGCUUGCCUGCCCCCUCCCAUCUCUUUGAGCCUGGCCUUCAUUGCUGGAUCACUGGCUGGGGAGCCAUCAAGGAGGGCGGCCGCAUCAGCAACAUGUUGCAGAAGGUUGAUGUGCAGCUCAUCCAGCAUGACAUCUGCAGUGAGGCCUAUCACUACAUGAUUUCUCCCAGGAUGCUCUGUGCUGGGUACCGCAAGGGCAAGAAAGAUGCCUGCCAGGGUGAUUCUGGCGGUCCAUUAGCCUGCAAGGAGCCCAGUGGCAAGUGGUUUCUGGCUGGUUUGGUGAGCUGGGGAAUGGGUUGUGCACGUCCAAAUUACUAUGGAGUAUAUACCAGAAUCACCCAAGUGCUGGGCUGGAUGAACCAAACCAUGAGCUGA